AUGAAGACGAGAGCAACAAGGACAACGGGGAUGAGGACAACAAUGAAGACGAGUGUAGAGAGAACAGCGGCUGUGAGAACAACAAUGAAGAUAAAAGCAACAAGACCAACGGGGCUGAGAACAAGGAAAAUAAGUGUAAUGGAAGGGACGAUGGAGUGUACAUCUUUAGGGAUGGUAAUAGGGAAAAAAGGUGAUGAUGACGGGGGGAACGACGAUGGGGGCAACUGUAGUAGAGAUGACAGUGCUGACGACAGUGACGACUGUGCAGAUGACAUUGUACCAGACAGUGACGAUGACAGCACUGCAGAUAGUACAAAUGAUGAUGUGGAAGACAACGCGGCGGACAGCUCAGACAAUGAGAAUGAAAAUAAUGACAAUGUGGAAGACAGCCCGGCGGACAGCUCAGACAAUGAGAAUGAAAAUAAUGACAAUAUGGAAGACAGCGCGGCGGACAGCUCAGACAAUGAGAAUGAAAAUAAUGACAACGUGGAAGACAGCGCGGCGGACAGCUCCGACAAUGAAAAUGAAAAUAAUGACAAUAUGGAAGACAGUGCGGCGGACAGCUCAGACAAUGAGAAUGAAAAUAACAAUGAACGCCAAGAUGAUGGCAUGGGAUUGGCGGAAGACCCUGUUGUCGUUCCAUUCUGGAGGAACAGCGAGCUUUCCGCAAUGACUUUAUCAAUCGAGCAAACAUCCUUGAGGGAAUGGUUCAGCAACUUCAACCAGGUAACAAUUUCAAUUGAGUUCCAGCUGUACUUGGCAACGACGGUGAUGCAGUGA
Messenger RNA from Patiria miniata (bat star), 780 nucleotides. RefSeq names its product acidic repeat-containing protein-like. The record is from RefSeq and is a predicted model, not a curated record. The transcript has a single exon. NCBI's taxonomy places the organism in Eukaryota, Metazoa, Echinodermata, Asteroidea, Valvatida, Asterinidae. The coding region runs from base 1 to 780 and encodes 259 amino acids.